AUGCACCCUCCUGGACUACCUCCGUCGCCGGCAGCGCAACUCGACCAUGACAUCGUUUCAGCACUCCAAACCUCCUCAUCACUGAGCCUCGAAAUGACCGGCACGUCCCUCAUCUUCAGUAUAGCCACGGCGGCACUGUCACAGACGUCGGCUUCUAUUCCCAACCCAACCAAGUCUCCUGCUGCCCCCACGUCCGACGACGAGAGUAGUGGCGAAUGCAAGUUGCUAGGCUCUUUCGCCAUCUUGGUUCAGGCAGCGCUGGGUGCUUUGGCUCUGUUAUCUUUGGUCUUCAAGAGAUGGAGAGAAAGGCCACAGCGACCCUUGAAGGUUUGGUCGUUUGAUGUGUCUAAACAGGUUGUCGGGUCGAUUCUUCUGCAUUUGUUGAACCUUCUUAUGUCCAUGUUCUCGUCUGGACAGAUCGGCGAGAGCGUUGUCAACGCAGCAGUGACUACACUGUCAGCAGAAGAAACAGACGCAUACCAACCGAAUCCAUGUUCUUUCUACCUACUCAACCUGGCUAUCGACACCACUGUCGGUAUACCCAUCUUGAUUGGCAUACUAAAGAUUUUGACCAUUGGCGCGAGUUACACACCUCUGGCGCGGCCGCCAGAAUCGAUCGAGUCAGGCCAUUAUGGCACGCCCCCAAAGGCUGGCUGGUGGGCCAAACAGUGCCUGCUUUACUUCUUGGGCCUGAUCGGCAUGAAAAUAUGUGUCUUCAUCAUUUUCCAACUUUGCCCUUGGCUGGGGAGAGUUGGAGAUUGGGCCCUGCGCUGGACCGAGGGCAAUGAAGCGGUACAGAUUGCAUUCGUCAUGUUCAUAUUCCCUCUCAUCAUGAACGCGCUUCAGUACUACAUCAUCGACACAUUUAUUAAACAGAAGAACGGGCCACAACUCGACAAUGAGGAGCACGGUGAGCGUGAAAGAGACGGGGAACACGGCGCUCUGUUGGCGGAGGACGGUUCGGCCCACGGCCAAUCUAUCGAUGAAGACGAGGCCCGUAAGACCAGAAAUGCAUCUUCGAGCCCGAAACGCUCCGGUCAGCUGGAAAGAAUCAGAUCCUACGACCCGGACAAGGACGGGGAGCUGGAUUCGACCAGACACGGUGGCGCAAGUAGCAGCUUGACGGCUGAUGGAGAGGAAGAAGCUAUUGAGCAUAGGCCACGAGUAUGA
This is a messenger RNA of Cladophialophora yegresii CBS 114405, 1170 nucleotides long. RefSeq lists its product as uncharacterized. Lineage: Eukaryota; Fungi; Ascomycota; Eurotiomycetes; Chaetothyriales; Herpotrichiellaceae. The record is from RefSeq and is a predicted model, not a curated record. The transcript has a single exon. The coding region runs from base 1 to 1170 and encodes 389 amino acids. Gene Ontology annotation, cellular component: membrane.